GAUUGCAUAUUUCCUUUCAUUCUACUGGUCCUCAGGGCUUCCCUCCUGUUGCCCCCACCAAUACCUGAUCACGUUCCCCUUUUGCCCUCAUCCUCCCCUCUCCCACAUAGGUCCCUCCCUCCCUCUGCCCCCUCUCUUGCAUUCUUCUCCCUCCCAAGUGGUAUUGAAACAUACUCACUUGAGCCAUUCAGCUUGUAAACCGUCUUGAGUCCUGUGGAUUGUAUCCUGGGUAUUCAGUAUUUCUUGACUAAUAUCAACUUAUUAGUAAAGACAUAUCAUCCAUGUCUUUUUGAGUCUGAGUUACCUCACUCAGGAUGAUACUUUCUAGGUCCAUCCACUUGCCUGCAAAAGUCAUGAUGUCCUCAUUCUUAAUAGCUCAAUAGUAUUCUAUUGUGUAAAUGAACCACAUUUUCUGUGUCCAUUCUUCUAUUAUGGGACAGCUGGGUUGUUUCCAGCUUCUGACUAUCACAGGUAAGGCUGCUAUGAACACAGUGAACACUGUGGUAUGGUGGGUCAUCUUUUGGAUAUAUGCCCAAGAGUGGUAUAGCUGUGUCUUCAGGAUGAUAUAUUUCCAGUUUUCUGAGGAACCUCCAGAUUGAUUUCCAGAGUGGUUGUAUCAGUUUGCAAUCCCACCAGGAAUGGAGGAGUGUUCCUUUCUCCACAUCCUCACCAACAUGUGCUGUCACCUGAAGUUUUGAUCUUAGCCAUUCUGAUUGGUGUAAGAUAGAAUCUUGGUGUUGAUUUGAUUUGAAUUUCCCUGAUCACUAAGGACUUUGAACAUUUCUUUAAGUGCUUCUCGGCCAUUCCAGAUUCCUUUAUUGUAAAUUCAUUGUUUAGCUCUAUAUCCCAUUUUUGAUUAGGUUGUUUUGGUUUUUUAGAGGUUAGCUCCUACCAUGGGAAAGCAUCAGAAAGGCUAACUUUUCAGUUGUUCUCUGUUUCCAACUUCACUGUACAUAUUAUGAAACUCUCUGAAUGGUUCCUUUGAAUGAAGCCUUUUUCUACAACCAUGAGGUGAGGUCUAAUUCAACCCCUUGUGCCUCCUGAUGGCAAAGAGGAGGUGGGAGAAAUAUGGGAAACCAUUUCAUAAUCAAAAUCAGCAAAAGUCUUUCUUGAAGAAGCUUUUUCUCACAUCCAACUUCUAAUUAUUUCAUUACUUGGUAUACAUAAGCAUUUAUGGACUCAUUAGUCACCACAAGUCCAGUUGGAUUUUUCCAUUCACUUUCUAUGGAGGUCUUAUAUGAUAAUUAUAUGAUACAUAUAUGAUACCCUCACACUGAAAUACCAUAUGUACUGUUUAAGGCAUUGGCCAAAAUAAAUAAAACAUUUAAAGUAAAAAUCCUAUAACAUUACAACAAGCACAUAAUACUGAGAGUCUAAUAAAUGUAAAACAUUUGAUAUUCUAGAACUACUGUGAUGAACAGGAGACAACUUUUCCUUUAAAGAAAAUACUGUCUAAAGGCCAAAACAGAUACACCCAGGAACAAGAAAGGAUUCACAAAAUGGAAUGCAAUUGGGAAGCAUUCCUUCCUAACAUCCUUGAAGACCUUACAGAGGAAGAGAUGGGAAAGUUUAAAUACCAACUGAAAAAUAUAACUCUUGCUAAAGACUACAGCCACAUUAAACGAGGUACUCUGCAGAAGGCUAACACCGCAGCAUUACUUGCUGAAACACUGAUCCAGCACUAUGGAGAGGAAUACUCCAAGACUGUGACCCAUGAUGUUCUGAUAGCCAUAAACCAACGAAAUCUGGCAGAAAUGAUCAUUUCAAAAAUGGUAAAAUCUGAAACAUCCAUGGGAAAGUCUGGGAAAAAGCCAAACAAGAGAAAACAAGACAAUGAAACAAAACCAGAUGAAGCUAAAUUGUCAAAGAAGAUUCAGAAUUUAAUUUUUUCAAUGAAACCCAGCGGAUCUACUACUCAUUGGGCAAAACCUCAAACAAUCAACGAUACAGAAGAAACAAAUAAAAAUCAAUGCUUUAACGACUUGAUCCAGCGGCUUAAUCUAGAAUGUUAUUAUGCCAAGAAGAUGACCAAAGUCCAUUUUCUUUUGAUAAAGAAGAUCUCCUUCCUUGACAUUCAACCUACAGCUGAGCGGGAGCUACCAUAUUGUUUUCUGGAGAAGCUAUUGGCAUUGGAUUAUAAUUUAAGAUUCCUUGUUUACAGAAAGACAAUUUCUAAUCUGUCCCAGGCAGUAACUAUAGAGUCAGAAAGAAAUUUGUCAAAGUUUGAAGGUUUUUUCAUGAUUAAGGAAGGACAUUCAGCUCCAAUACCAACUUGCAUUCACCCAAUGGACAUCCAAAUGGCAAUUUUCCACUGUGCUGAUGACUUCACAAGACAGUUUAUCUUAACCAAACUUUCCAUUUGUCAAUUUGCUCUCCCAUUUUUGGUGCCAAAUCCACACAGUUCCCAAGUUGAAAUCCCUCUUUGGUCUCUUGGACAAAUCAGAAAAAGCUGGAAGGAGGUGGAAAAGUUAGGUUGGGAGACAAAAAUUAAAAAUUAUGAUAACCAACCAAUUAGCUUACAGCCUACACACAUUGUAUCAUUCAUAAGAAUUGGAAAUUUUGUCUCUACAUCUAAGUCACAGAUUCUGAAUUUCCUCCUGAGUAAGGGCAAACAUGACCAUUUUUUUCAUAAUUAUUUUGGGAAAAACAACAAAAACUGUCUGUUAAUGGCAGGAAUGGUGGAAAUAUGCUGGUUCUGUCCAGGUGGGAGAGCUGAGGACAGAUUUGAAAACUGCAUUGCCUUCACCAAUCUCCAUGGAAAUGCUGAAAUACAUGAAAAGCAAGCUAAGUUCUUGCAUGAGGUCUCCUCUGUCACUGUACUCCUCCUGUCAGCUUCAGAAAAUGGUUCAGGAAGUGCUAAAAUGAACACAUCUACUUUACAUAAAUUUUGGAAUCCACACAAACCUCUCAUUUGUCUGUUUGAAAAUGUAGAAAAUAUUCUGGAUGAGAAGUAUGCUCCAAACAAGGUAAGAAUUGGCAUCAAAAAUCUAAACAAGGUAGAAUUAGCUGAUAAAAUCACAGCUACAUUAGCACAGCUACUGAAAGAGUCUGCAUCCCCAUGCAGUUUGAAUAACUGUGCCAACAUUGCUAGGAAUUAUGGAUUCAUCAUUGAUGAAGACCAGAGACACUUGAAGGAAGCAGGAAGAAAAGCAAACAGCAUUGUAGAUCUCUUAAGAAAAGUGAAAUUAUCUCAGAUUAAAGAAAACCUACUGCCUCUUCAGGGACAGCUAUGGCAUGAUUGGUGCAAGAAGGACCAGGAAUUCUACCAACUUAGAGAAAAGGGGAACAAGAAUAUUGAACAGUACAAGAAUGAAAUUGAAAAGGAAAAGCAGAAUAUACGUUGGGAACAAUAUCACAAAGUAGUUCAUCUUAAUGGCCUGAUGGAGUCAUUCCUUCAAAGUCUCCAGUCACACCCAGAAACUCACACUGAGCUCUACUUUCUACAGAGACUGAGUCUGUUAAUAGAGGAACUAACCAAGACAGACUUAGAAAACCUCCACCAGAGGCACCAUUUUCUGCUGACUCAGGUGCAAACAGAGAAGCUGAAGCAAUCAAAGACAGGCUCCAUCAGACGCUGGGAGGCUGAUCUAGAAGCUAUUUCCAGAGAAAUCUGUGAUUCUACCCUGGCACCUGAGCAUCUUCUGAGGGAGUUAGGCCAGAUAUAUGAAGCUCUAGAAGAAACUUCUUCCCAAACAAAUCCACUGUAUCUGUCUGUUCCCCAAAUAGCUGCUGAUCUGAUGGUAUCUGGAGUCCCUAUUGAGCUGAUGGAUGGGGAUGCUUCUUAUGUGCCCUUGAAGUGGGUAGCAGCUGUUUUUGACAAGGUCUCUGAGAAACUCGGAGACAAAAAGGUAUUUGUUCUCUCAGUCCUUGGCCUGCAGAACUCAGGGAAGUCCACUCUGCUGCAUGCCAUGUUCGGGCUGCAGUUCAGCCUCGGUACUAGGAAGUAUAACCAAGGGGCCUACAUGCAGCUCCUGAAGGUAGAAGAGAUAUUCAGAGAAGAGGUGGGCUUUGACUUUUUGCUUGUUGUAGACUCAGAAGGCCUAAAGGCUCUACAGCCCAUGAACAAAGCACGGAGUAAGGAAAAUGAGCUGGCAACUUUUAUCACUGCACUUGGGAAUUUAACUCUAGUCAAUAUUUGGGGACCAAACCUAUCAGAAAUACAAGAUGUCCUGCAAAUAGCUGUUCAUGCCUUUCUCAGGAUGAAACAACUGAAUACCACCCCAGGUUGCCUAUUUGUUCAUCAGAACACAGAAGAAACCAUAGAUACAAAUCAAAGUUUGGCCAAGCGACAGCAGCUACAAGAGAAAUUGGAUGGAAUGGCACUUGCUGCAGCUCGAUGUGAACAGUGCUCAGAUGUACACUGUUUCAGUGACGUCAUUAAGUUUGACAUCAGAACCCACAUCCAUUAUUUUGCUCAUCUGUGGGAAGGUUAUCCCCCAAUGGCCCCUCCCAAUCCCUGCUAUAGCCAUAAUGUCCAGCAGCUAAAAAGCAGGAUUCUUAAGUUUGCCAAGGAAGAAUCCAAAGAAAGUAUUCUGAAGAUAUCAGAAUUUAAAGUUCGAAUAUGGGAUUUAUGGAAGGCCUUGGUGAAGGAGAACUUCAUCUUCAGAUUCAAGAAUACCCAGGAAGUUGUGGCUGUGGCUAAACUGGAGACCACAUACAAUGCUUGGACCUGGGAACUGAGAAACUAUGUGCUGGACUUGCAGAAUCAGCUAAUCAAACAGAUUUGGAAUGAGUUAGCUCAGGAGAUCCCAAGAAGUUCAGUUGAAUGUCAAGUUGUAAGAAAAUAUGAAGCCAUUAAGCAAGAACUUGAAAAAUAUUUUCGAGAAGACCAAGAUAGAGAUACAUUGGCUCCAUGGAGAAGAAAAUUUGAAGAUGAUUUAAAGACUCUUAAAAAGGAACUUGUGGUUGAAACCAUCAGAAAAUGUGAGGAUGUAAUAAAUGGAAAGAAGAUUCAAGACCUUAUAAAGGUGCAAAAAGGAAAAAUUGAGCAUAAGUUACAAGAAAAAUUCAGAGAACUCUCCAUGUCUGGCAAGAGCACCGUGUUACAUGAGAAGGAACUAAGAGAUAUGUUCCACAAAAUCUGGUCAGAGAAUAUCUCCACUGUGCUGCCUCCCUCACUCCCAAUUGCUGAUGAUCCUAAUGUUGAUGUUGACCUUGAGAACAUUCUUCUGGAGCAUUUUAAACAGCAGCCUCACAUUGUCAGUAAAAUCAGAUACCGUGAUACAAAGAAACCAUUUUCUAUCAACUAUUCCAAACAUGUUAUUACUUCUCAAAAAUCACAAGUAAAUGCACCUUCUGUGGAGGAUUUUGAAAAAGACAUCAUAAUGAAUACAACCACUCAAAUUAUGAAAGUAGUUAAGGAAACCAUAAAUAUAAGAGAACAGAGCAGCCAAGGGUACAGCUCUAGUUACUUCCAUGAAAUUCUCCAAGUGAUUGACACUCAGACAGCAGCUGCAACUCAAGGACUGACAUUUGUGCUAAGCAAUAGAUACAAACUAGAGCUUGCCCUAGAGCUAUUUCAAGAGGCAGCAAGCAGUUUUAAAAGGAUGUGUGCUGCAUUCAAAAGGGCAAAUAACCCUGUCCUGUAUCUAGAGGGCCAAAAAGAGGAAAUUUUUAAUAAUUUUAAAUUAUCCUGCCAAAACUGCUCAAACAUCCAUUGAUUUCCCCAAUGCAGAAUUUCUCUUGCAUUAAUACAGUGAAGUAGUAUAAAUAUUCAAAACACUUGAGAGUUCCUUGUCAGUUUUCUUGUCAUCUGUUGCAUUCUCUUCUGUGGUGAGCAUUUUUGUAUCUCAGACAAUUACAUCCAACCAAUUAAACAGAGAUUGGAUUUUUUUCCUAGGAGUUUAGAAUCAUCCUAUAAGUAUUCUCCAAACUACUAUUUUACCAAAAGUUCCAGUUAAGAGUUUAUUAAAAUAUACAAAAUAUGCUACUCAGUUUUUCAAUUAAGCAUUAUAUCAAGCAAUACGAAAGUAUAGGGCAAAUAUAAAUCAUAAUAAAAGCAAAGAGGCAGCAAAGACGGCUCAGAAGUUAAGAAGACCCAAGAUCAGUUCCUACAACUCAUAUCAUGUAGCAUAAAACCACCUGUAAUUUCUACUGCAGAAGAUCCAAUGCACUCUUCUGGCCUCCACAGGGGCACACACACAUACACACACACACACACACACACACACACACACACACACACACACACACGCAUACACAUACACAUACACAUAGACACACACACUCAAAAAAAUAGUAAAUCUGAAACCUUUGAAAUUCUAAACCUUGUGUGGUGGUCCACCCCGUUAAUACUAGCACUUAGGAGUCGGAGGGAAGCAACUCUGAGUUCAACACCAGCCUGUUCUACAUAGCAAAUUCCAGGACAGCCAGAGUUACAUAAAGAGAUUCUGUCAAUAAAUAAAUAAAUAAAUAAAUAAAUAAAUAAAUAAAUAAAUGUAAACUUAGUUUAAUCUUAAAUUAAUUCUUUCCAAUAGGAGAGAAUGGGCCUAACCGUAUUAGAGACUUGAUGUACCAGGGUAGGUGGAUACUCUGUGGGGCUUUCACCCUCUCAGAGGACAAGAGAGAGGUGAAUAGAUGGAGGGGCUGUGUGAGGGAGACCAAGAAGAGGGAGUCAGUGAUUAGAACAUAAAGUGAAUAAAUAAAUUAAUUAAUGAAAAAAUAAAAUUUAAAAACUAUUUGGGUUUUUUUAACUAAAAAUUUGUAACUAUGCAUGUAUAGAACUACUUUUUUCUCGUUUUACUUAAGCCUCAGUUAAAACCCUGCUAUGAGGCAGGGAUUUGGGUAGGGCUGGAGUUAAAGAACAAUAAAGGACAUAGUUUCUGGGUGUUACCCAAAGCCAAGGACAGCUCAACUAAUAAAACUCUUGUGUUAUACUUUACUGCCA
Molecule: messenger RNA, 6886 nt
Organism: Apodemus sylvaticus (European woodmouse)
Lineage: Eukaryota; Metazoa; Chordata; Mammalia; Rodentia; Muridae
Product: interferon-induced very large GTPase 1-like
Exons: 4
Coding region: 1500-5660 (1386 amino acids)
Molecular function (GO): GTP binding
Source: RefSeq, a predicted model, not a curated record